Molecule: messenger RNA, 2922 nt
Organism: Huiozyma naganishii CBS 8797
Lineage: Eukaryota; Fungi; Ascomycota; Saccharomycetes; Saccharomycetales; Saccharomycetaceae
Gene: RTP1
Product: Rtp1p
Exons: 1
Coding region: 1-2922 (973 amino acids)
Biological process (GO): protein secretion
Source: RefSeq, a predicted model, not a curated record
AUGGGGGAGACCGCAAAGAAGUUAUGGAAUGAGAAACCCGAAUUCAUACAGGACACACCUCUAGAUCGUUUCUUCCAAGAUAUUGAUGGUGAAUUAUUAAAUAAGGUGUGCGCAUACGAUCAAGCAGACUCGCAACAGUCGCUAUACGAAUAUCUUGGGUAUGCGGAUAACGCUGCUUUUGUUAACCAGAUACUCACAUAUGUGGUGACCUUAAAUCAGUUGCUCGCGAAGAAUGAAGUAGCAUUACAGAAACAGAAAAGCGAUUUAUUGCCCAUUUCGCUCCACGAUAUGAAAUACCUAGCUCUACUAAUCAAUCUGAUUAUCGUACAUGGAAUAGAUGCCAAUGUUCCCCAAACAAUGCGGAUACCGUUUGAGUCACGGAGACUGAGUAAUUUCAAAAAAAAUGAUUCGAGGUAUGCUAUUCCACCUUCUCACACCCUGGAAAACAGUACAUUGUCAAGUGUGGUCGAUACUUUGAGCAACAUACUGCUAACAACGGAGAACUCGUAUUUGAAAUCAACAAUUUUAAAGGGGUCAUUAUUCACAAACUUGUAUUUGGCGGCAACUGUUUUAUAUUUCCAUGAGGAUAACCCUGUAUCAAUGGAGACCAGAAUAUCAAAUCUUGAGGACAAGCAAGAGACAUACGCACUGUUUGUUAUGUACUCUCUAUUAACACAAACUGUGCAGGAUGCAAAUCUUAGACAGUACUUUUUGAACAGACUAGCGACACUUCCCAUCCGCAGAGAGGAUAAUGGACUAAUCAGUCUGAUAGAUUUCAUUCUUGGUGUAAGGGAAAAUGAACCCAUCGAUAUAGAAAAGUUAGCAAGAGUGAAUCAAAUUGUACUUUCAAGACCAAAAACGGUAUCCAAUCUUCUCUAUUUGACUAAGUUGUUCGAACAAGUGUACGAUGGACUGACGUACAUCAAUAGACCUAUUUUAAUCAACUGCAUCAAUGGAAUUAUAACAGAAUUCUAUUUUAAAAACAAGAGGAUAGUGAAAGAUUUUUUGUUCCAGAGAAUCUACAAGAUACUCUUGAACAACACUCCUUCUGCUAGCAGCUAUUCCGUGAAGGAGGUAAAUGAUUUGACAAACGUUUUAAUAUCUCUUUCCAAAAAUGCAUCAACAGAAGUUUUAAUGGAAUUGACAUCUCCCAAUGACUUCUAUUUGAAUCUAUGGAUAUAUUGCUUAUUUUUGAAAAAGGAGCAAAAAAUUAGUCCCCUGGCAGUCAGCGGAGGCGAAAACAAGGAACCGGUUGCACCAUAUUUUGAGGUGAUACUGUCUCUAAUUGAAACACUUAUCGUAGUCACAGGUAAUUUCAAUAUCUUGAAUCACUUGUCCCUAAAUUUACUGAAUUUCACUCACGAAAAUUGGGAGUACAAGAUUGAUCUAGAGACGCAGCUACCGUAUAUUGUGUCAAAGGAUGAAUCUUCCGACAUAGUGGAUGUCCUUGACUCUAUCAAGAACAUUACUAUUGACCAGUCAAAGGCGCAGACUGAAAAGUUAUCACAACUGACGGAAGAUUUGGACACUGCGAUCGAUCUUUUCAUGAAGUUGUUAAAGGCUUUCAACCACGAGGACGCCAUUGCUGGACUAUUUUUGGCGGUAUUGUCUCGUUGGAUUGAAAAUUCAACCACGUCCUCGAAGAGGAUAAGUAUCGAUGGCGAUGAGUUUAGCUCCAAUCUGUUGAUACUAGUAGAUUUGAAGCUUUUGCAAGCGAUGCACGAAGAAUUUAGAACGGACAUUGUCAAGAAAGGUAAAGAUGUUCUGAUCAUGAUAGAAAAACUUCUCGGAUUUAUAACUACAGACAAGCUACCGAGUAUCACACCCGAAGAGCCCGAUUCAGAUGACGAAGAAUCGGAUUCCUCUUACAAGCAAGACGUUGAACCGCCAUUGGAAAAAUCUACAGUGCUUAAAAUGGUGCUAGAGCUUCUCCAGCUUGUAUUAAAUGGGAUGAGUGCCUUGGAGGUAGAAGCUAACAAACCUGUAAUCCGAACGAUCGGCGAGAAACUGAAGCAGCAGGGCAACAUGAACAAGAGUGACGUCCUGGACCACAUCCAAGGACUAAUAACAGAAAAGUUAUCGAACGGUGAAACGAAGACUUCGAGUAGCUUGGAACCAGCACAGAAUCCGGACCAGGAAGUCUUAAACAGGGCCAUAAUCAAUAUUAACGACAUUUCGGUCCCCAUUCGAGCAUAUGGACUUACACAGAUGAGGGCACUCAUUGAGAAGAGAUCCCCCGUAAUCACCGUUGAUAAGGCGAUUUCGUACCACCUGCGAUUGGUCACGGAGCAGGAUCCCUUCGUCUAUCUGAACGCAAUAAAGGGUCUCAGCUCUCUCAUUGAACUGGAGCCAUCAAGGACACUGGAAGUGCUAGUUGAGUUCUACGGUAACAAGGGUAAAAAUAAGAAGAAGAACAAGCUAGACGACGUACUGAAGAUCGGUGAGGUGUUUGUAAGCUACAUCCAGCGAGAGAACGAACUGUUCCAGGGGAGGCACGCAACGUUAGUCAUUGAUGUCUGCUUACAAAAGAUCAGGGACCGCUCUACUGUGGACGUCAAAGAGCGGCUGUCUGCGAUGUCCAUCCUUGGCGUCGCACUACAAGUCAACGCAGCGGGUAUCGAGGACAAAAUUGGCGACAUGCUCGACUGCAGUUUCGGAAUCCUCCAGUUGGAGCAAGACAAACCUUCCGGAGGCGACGAAUUGCCCUCCAGUGACAAGACAAAACAGUCCUUCCUCGUACGGAGAGCAGCUAUUCGCCUGAUCCACGACUUGCUCGUGAACUCGGGGACGGCCCUCCUGCCGGCGGAAUACCCGGCAGACAAGAUACGAAUACUUCUAGAAUACGUGAGAACGAUAGACCAAGACUACUUUGUUAACGAGCAGACCGAACAGCUUCUACAAGAACUGUCAGCAGCCGUCUAG